AUGGAGGAGGAAGUGAUGGAGGGGAAGUUCUGGCACAUCUCUGACCUGCACCUUGACCCUGACUACAAGGUCUCCGAAGACCCAUUCCAGGUGUGCCCAUCAGCUGGCUCCCAGCCGGUGCCCAGCGCAGGCCCCUGGGGCGACUACCUCUGCGACUCUCCCUGGGUCCUCAUCAACUCCUCCAUCUAUGCCAUGAAGGUGAUCGAGCCGGAGCCAGACUUCAUCCUCUGGACGGGUGAUGACACACCUCACGUGCCCAAUGAGAGACUGGGAGAAGCAGCGGUGCUGGGAAUCGUGGGGCGCCUGACCGGGCUCAUCAGAGAGGUCUUUCCAGAUACCAAAGUCUACGCUGCUUUGGGAAACCAUGACUUUCACCCCAAAAACCAGUUCCCGGCAGGGAGCAACAACAUCUAUGAUCAGGUAGCAGAACUGUGGAGACCCUGGCUCAGUAACGAAUCCAUCGCUCUCUUCAAAGAAGGUGCCUUCUAUUCUGAGAAGUUGCCGGGACUGAGUGGGGCUGGGCGAAUCGUGGUCCUCAACACCAAUCUGUACUACAGCAACAAUGAGCAGACGGCUGGCAUGGCGGACCCCGGCCAGCAGUUCCGGUGGCUGGAAGAUGUGCUGACCCAGGCGUCCCAAGCUAAGGAGAUGGUGUACAUUAUUGGCCACGUGCCGCCAGGCUUCUUCGAGAAGACGCGGAACAAAGCGUGGUUCCGGGAGGGCUUCAAUGAGGAGUACCUGAAGGUGGUCCGGAAGCACCAUCGAGUCAUCGCAGGGCAGUUCUUCGGGCACCACCACACCGACAGCUUCCGGAUGUUCUACGAUGAUGCAGGUGCUCCCAUCAGUGUCAUGUUCCUUACCCCUGGAGUCACCCCAUGGAAAACCACCUUACCUGGAGUGGUCAACGGGGCCAACAAUCCAGGCAUCCGGGUAUUUGAAUACGACCGAGCCACACUGAGCCUGCAGGACAUGGUGACCUACUUCGUGAACCUGAGCCAGGCGAACGCGCGGGGGACCCCGCUCUGGAAGCUCGAGUACCGGCUCACCGAGGCCUACCGGGUGCCCGACGCAGGCGCCCGCUCCAUGCACGCGGCGCUGGGCCGCAUCGCCGACGACCCCGGCGCGCUGCAGCGCUACUACGUCUACAACUCGGUCAGCUACGACCGCGAGGCCUGCGGCCCGGCCUGCCGCGCCGAGCACGUGUGCGCGCUGCGCGAGGUGGCCUUCGACGCGUACGCCGCCUGUCUGCGCGCCCCCGGCGCCGCGCCCGCGCCCCGGCUCGCGCUCCUGCUCGCGGCGCUGCUGGGCCUGCGCGCGCUGCUCGCGCCCUGACCCGGGGGCUCCCGCCGGCCGCUCCCCCGCGGGGCCACGGCGCCACACGUGUCCGGCGGCCGC
This is a messenger RNA of Neomonachus schauinslandi (Hawaiian monk seal), 1395 nucleotides long. RefSeq names its product sphingomyelin phosphodiesterase acid like 3B (gene SMPDL3B). Gene Ontology annotation, molecular function: sphingomyelin phosphodiesterase activity. Bases 1 to 1332 code for a protein of 443 amino acids. The record is from RefSeq and is a predicted model, not a curated record. Gene Ontology annotation, biological process: sphingomyelin catabolic process. The transcript has 8 exons. Lineage: Eukaryota; Metazoa; Chordata; Mammalia; Carnivora; Phocidae.